CGCUUGCUUUCAGCGUCCGUCAGUAAUAUGGCGCCCCUACUGGUUAGAGGUGAAGCAGUUCCGCUCGAAAUAUAUAAUUUAGUUACCAACGCAAACAUUAAGAAAAUAAGGGUUAAAACACUAACUUUCAUCCACAAUGAUUAUUUUUUCCUAAUUAAUCUAUUUCCAUGUGAAACACUCCUCAAUUAUCUAUUAACACCUAGACAGAUAGGCUAUUAGUUUCUGUGCAUGAUAAACACAUUUUUAUUAAUUCAUAUAGGUGUUUUUAAUUACACUUGAUGAUUCUAAACCUCUAGUCAAGAUGAAGUUAGAGGUAAAGAUGCCUUGGGAAUUAUGAAACCAAGCAUUAUGAGCUAAUAACUACCCUAAGCAACUAAAGUAAAAACACAGAUACAGGUCAGAGUAGGUUUUUAUCUUGAAUACAGUGUACAUACAUAGACAUCUAAAUUAAUUUAAUCAGUUAAAUAGGAGAAGUAUGUUAUUAUUUUUUGAAAAGCCUGAUUAAAAGUUUUAUUGCACAAUUUAAAAAUGUCUCCAGCUGUUCAAAAGAAGCAGUUUUGUUGAAAAAAAAAGUUUUAAGUUGUGAUAUUGUGAUAAGUACUAUUUGGGUGAAUCAAACCUUUAAAAGCUUAGGUAGGACAUGAAGUAUACUUCGUGUGGAAUACUCGGUGUGAUAAAGUGCAGCCUGUAUCUGCAGACAAAUUUACUGGAUCCAAAAUGAAAGUGGAAUACUUCUUGAAUAAGCCUUUUAAAUUCUAAGUAUAUUUUGUGUGACAACAUUCUUUAAAACCAUAAACUGUGCAUUUAAACUGUAAGUAUUGCACUAUAGUGAUCAUCUAAUUUGGUAGCUGUCUAUAAAAAAUGCUCUAAAGGUGCAGCCAUAGAAGAAGUGUGCAGCCCUGAGAGUGCAGCCUUCAGCUCUGUAGUCUCACCCUUCUGGUCUCCAGGCUGCUUGUAGUAACCUUUAACAGCCACCUGAUGGCCUUGUAAAUUCAUCUCAGGGACUCAAGUCUGUGGUGGCAACCAUGCACAUACUAUGUGGCAACAGCUCAAAACCUGCCAUCAGGAGUGUGGUGGUGUGGUUGGCGGAUGGCUGUUGAUAUUCACAUUUUACAUAAUCUUUCUGAUCAUCCUGACAAACAUUACUGGAUCUGACAGAAACAUUUGGAUAUUUUCUAUGGAUGCACAUUUCAAACUUCUUCAGAGGGACUAUACAAGGUCUGCGCACCUUUAUCAUUUUCUCACUUGCUGCUUGGACUUCAAGUUGACCUGUUGGAAAACCAAAGUAUGAAAUAUCCAUAUAAGACCAUUUAAAUUUGUUCUUGAGUGACCUUUGGUGUUGUAAAUUAUCACUAGUUCAUUAGUUUGAGGUAAAAUGGCAUUAUCACCCACCUACCUAAUGCACAUUGUCAAUAACCCUGCAUUUAUUAUUAACUGUAUUUAUUCUUUAUCAUCAGAAUCUGCACAACUGACAUUAAGCAUUUUGUUUGCUUUCAUUCAUACUCCUUUACACAUAUCUGUGACUGUACAUAUAUAAUCACUUGUUUACCUUUCUUUAACCUGUUAACCUUGUUUAAAUACAUGUUUUAUGGUCAGUUUCUUUGCAUGUGUACACACACGGCCAGCAAAACUAAUUCUGUAUCUGAAAGUUGAUUAAAAAUAAAAUAGACAUACAGAAUGCAUUAAACUAAAAACAGCUUGUAUGAAGUUCCUUUAUGAAGGUGCCCAGGUGUGGCUCAUCAGCUGACGACCCUCAGCUCAAGCAAGGCAGGAACACCUGUCCACGUGGAGGGUCAUCACAGGUUCAACAAGACACUGAGGUCAAAGUCAACAGCAUAUCCUCAUGCUUUAAAUGAACUGAACCAAUUAGUAGCCAGAAUAUAUGGACUCUGUUUUAAAAGGGUUCCCAGAUAAAAUAAAAUUAGACUAGCCUUUAUUUAGUGCACAGCGGGGAAAUUUGCAGUGCUACAGCAGCAAAGUGGAUGGUGCAAAAAAGAAGGGACCUCAGUCAAAAAGUAAAAAUUAAAAACGAAAUAGACAUAAUUGCUCUUGAUGUUGUACAGAUUCUUCUCUAUAUAGAAACUCCUCCGUGAGUACAAAAAACUGAUAUUGCAUUCUUGCAUAUGUUGAAAAAACAAUAUAGUACAGGAACCAGGACCAGUUCUGCACUAAAACUUAGCUGGGGUCAAUACAUUAGACAGCUGUAAAAAGAAAGAAAAAAUAAAGAAAUGCUACAGAUGCCAAAUUAUUGGGAUUUUCAGUGCUUGACUUAAAACACGUUUCCCAUGAUGCAACUUCACAUAAUGUUUUAUUGGCUUUUUCCUGGCCACAAAGCAAACAUUAGUAGAAUUUCGGUUAAGUUUAUGGGUUUACAUCAUAUACUGUAUGGUUUACAAGCAGCCAUAUUUCCAAAUAUGGCUGCUGUCCUCUGUGUCCCCCACCGUCAAUCUUCCGCUGCUGACUAAUCUCUCGUCACAGUCUCCGGUUCUCCCAUAGUCCUGCUGUUGCUACUGAAGUUACCAUUAGCAACUGGGCAGCGCCCGGCUCUACACCUAACGCUCCGCUGAUGUCGUCCUGCCAAAUACAGUAGGUUUUACAGACAGCAGAUCGAGCUUUGACAAACAAGUGGACUGUUUGCUGUUGAGAUGCCGGUGAGGCAGGCCAUGGUUCACACAUAAGUUCACAGUGAGCGGCGCUGUCAUGCUGCCAGGAGUCGGUGUGUUUGGCACCGGGAGCACAGCCCGAGUGCUGGUCCCUUUGUUGAAAGCUGAAGGCUUUGAGGUUCAUGCACUUUGGGGGCGAAGCGAGGAGGAAGCGUGCUGCUUGGCAAAGGAGCUUGGCAUCCCGUUUCACACCAGCCAAUCAGAUGACGUCCUGCUGCACCAAGAUGUUGAUUUGGUUUGCAUUUAUAUUCCACCCUCAAUGACAAGGCAGAUUGCAGUCAAGGCACUGGGCAUAGGUAAGAAUGUUGUGUGUGAGAAAGCUGCAACUGCUGUGGAUUCAUUCAAGAUGGUGACGGCAGCCAGAUACUACCCACAGCUGCUCAGCGUUAUGGGUAAUACCCUGCGCUUCCUGCCAGCUUUUGUCACAAUGCGGCAGAAGCUGGUGGAGGGAUAUGUGGGCGAACUGCAGGUGUGUGAUGUCCGGGUGUACGGCCCGAGCCUCCUGGACCAGUCGUAUGGCUGGACCUGUGAGGAGCUGAUGGGAGGAGGCGGCCUGCACACCGUCGGCUCUGCCAUCAUCGACCUUUUAAGUUACCUGACGGGCGCUCGAGCCCACCGGGUGCACGGUUUACUGCGGACCUUUGUGCAACAAAAUGGUUUGAUUCGUGGCAUCCGCCGUGUCACCAGCGAUGACUUUUGUUUCUUCCAGAUGUUGAUGGGUGGGACCGGCUCUGGCAGCGUGUGUUGCACUGUGACCCUGAACUUCAACAUGCCGGGGUCGUUUGUGCACGAAGUUAUGGUAGUUGGAUCCACUGGGAGGCUGGUCGCCAGGGGGACAGAACUGUACGGUCAGCGCAACGGGAGUAAAGGUGAGGAGCUGUUGCUCGACGACAGCGGGUGGGUGGGACCGGAGGUGAAAGAGAUGCCUCUGCCUCACCUGCGGGGGCUGAGCUCCAUGGUGAAGGCACUAAGACAGUCUUUUCAGGCUCAUGAGGAGCGCCGGUCAUGGGCGCGAGGACCAGUUGCCAUGGCGCCAACUUUUGAGGACGGUCUGUACGUGCAGACGGUGGUAGAGGCGGUGAAGCGGUCCAGCUGUAGUGGAGAAUGGGAAUGUGUUGAGAUCAUGAGUCAGGAGCCAGAUCCAAACCACAACCUGUGUGAGGCUCUUCAGCGAAACAAGAACUAAUUUAUUCACUGGGCAUACCUGCUACCUGUCUGACAGAACCAGUCUGACUGUUUCUCCUCUAAAUGAGCUGCUUCAGCAGUUUACAUCAUACACGACUACUUUACAUGUUCACGUUCUGUCACGGUUUGAACAGAAUGUUGUGUUUUCAGAGAAUGUAGCUACGUUGUGGCUGCUUGUAACCAUCACAGUUGUGAUUUGUUUUACACUAAAUUUUAAACCACAGCUCCAUCAUUCUGAUUGCUACCAGAAAAUAUUAGAAGGCUUGUAAAUGUGUCAAAAUCUACCUGUGCCCCACUGACUGACACUGGUGCCAAAAGUAAAUGCUAGCUUCUUUCUCUUGCUUGAAGUCAUGAUUGCAGAUUUCCUUCUGAAUAAGGUCGAUAUACGUCAACUGUCAGUAACGCACCACACCUGCUUCAGAUAUUAGCCAGAAGCAAAAUUAGCUGAAAACAUGGGUGAUGCUGGACUACAGCCUUUUUUUCACUUUGCAUUUGUUUUAACAGAAACAUGUCCAUUAUCUUUCUAGUUGGCCAAGAACACCCCUUUUUUCUGAAAUUAUUUGAAUGUAUCAAAUCAGUUCCCUAGUUAUUUCUGCGAUAAAAUAAAUUGCUGAUUGAAUAUUAGCACUGUCAAUCCAACAUUUGGGCCCAUUGGUUAGUUUAGGAUUGUGACCAGUUUCCGAGGGUUUUGUACGACAGCAACACAACACUUGGUUCCAGGACAAUUUGUUUUUAGCUGUUAAUACCUGAAAGAUAUAGUCUGAGACAAUAUGCAAAUCUCUGUUGCACAAAAAAUGUAAUUUGUUUAAAUGAAAAUAUAUUGUUGUUUAUACACACCAGUACCAUCUUUUGUAACGAACAAGAGUGUUUUCUGCAGGCAUUAAUGUCAAUAUGAAAGCAUGGGGAUGAUUUGACUAACAAAAUAGUUGUCAUGACUCUGGUAGAGCUCAGAUGAUUCCCUACUAGAGCUACACCAGUUCAGAAUGAGAAUAAUGGAGCUGUGUAUGGUUUACUUUGUGUUUAGUUUUGGACUGUGCUAUAAUAAGCCUAAAUUUAGAUAGUUUGAAGGAUUGCGAGAGAGGCUUGUAGGUUUUUAUGUUCCAGCAUGCUGUGACAUUAAUAUACCAGGGAUUGACUAAAAUAAGCUAUGUAGAAACUAGAAAAAUAAAAGUCUAAUUUGUAGCAUCACCCCUCAAAAUGCCCAGUUCUUUAUUUUAGAUGUUUCUAUUGAGUAUCACUCUGCUGUAAGCUAGAAAAGAGGCUGUUAAAAGAUUGUAGUUUCUUGCUUCACAGACACAGCAGCUACAACUUGUCUUCUGGAAAGGGGGAAAAAAGUAUCCAAACCCCUCAAACUACUGCAUCUUUCAAGUGUUUUCAGUCACAGUUUCAUCCAAAUCUACUACUUCCAAAUAAAUGCACUUGUCCAAGAACUCAUCACUGCAAAUAAAGUGGUAGUAUUUUAGGUAAGUGUUUUCUAGAUAUGUUUGAUUUCUGUUUUCUACUGUAAAUCUAAGGCUGGAGACCAGCUUUUAACAGCCACCUGCCAGGCUUACACAGGGUGAACAUAUGAUCCUACAAAGGAGAGAUUUUAGGUAAACGGCAGAAACACACUUGUCUACGAAAUGCCAGAUUGAUGCCCUUUUAUUGAUGAACUGACAGACUUUUACAUAGAAAACCUGAGGGUGCUUGACAACAGUUUAACAUGCAUAUAAAUGGUUUGUUUACAUUUGUUAAGCAGUGAAGUAAUUUUAUGUUUUUCCAAGAUUUGUGUCUAAAAAUGUUAUUACAUCCACCAUUUAACACCUUUCACUCUGAAACUGUACUGAUCUUUUCAUGAGUAAAAUCACUGGAUUUGACGUGCGUGAGAGUAUAAAUGGGCCUCUCUGAGCUCAGACCAAGAGAAGCGACGGUUUACAGUUGUUCUAGUCACUCACUGCAUCUCACUUCUGAUGAAGGAAUAUCAGUCUUCACUGUUUGUACCGCUGAGACAGGAUGUAUUGUUUAGUCUGGUCGCUUCUUCGACCCGUAAAGGAUCUGCAGAUGUGGAAACAAACACAGUACAUGCUUACCUCACGCUAUCCCAACAGUGCUUUACAAAAACAACUAACUGACUUUAAGUGUCUUUAUAAAACGCAUCACAUUCGCCUGCAGAACCCGUCGAUAUUAAAAUGCAUUCCAACUGAGUCUUCACCUUCCUGUCAACAGUUGUUUAUUGUUUUCGUUUGUUCUUUGCACUGAAACUAAUUAGAUGCCACAUAUUUAAAAUGCAGUGUAACGCUUGUAACAGCCAGCUCACUGCAAAGAUGAAUUUAACAUGUAUGAGGAAGACUAUUUAUUUAUGAGUUGGUGUGCAGAAAGUUUGCCAUCGAUUGUUCUGUCCAGUGUUUGUGUUUUCAGCCUGUGAAUUUCUGUAUAAAACUGUAAUAUUUAUCUUUUUGUUGUUGCUUUUUUUUUUUUUUAGAUUUCGAGUCAUUUUAACUGAUAAUACGACUUUUUGGGCACUAAUGUGUUGCUUUAAAGUUGGGAAACUGUGCUGUUCAUCUACCUGACAGUUAAUUCCUUUAAUAAAUAAGCUGUAUUCAUUUCA
Messenger RNA from Acanthochromis polyacanthus (spiny chromis), 6435 nucleotides. It is a transcript of the gene gfod2, whose product is annotated as glucose-fructose oxidoreductase domain containing 2. The record is from RefSeq and is a predicted model, not a curated record. Gene Ontology annotation, molecular function: nucleotide binding. Bases 2701 to 3849 code for a protein of 382 amino acids. NCBI's taxonomy places the organism in Eukaryota, Metazoa, Chordata, Actinopteri, Pomacentridae. The transcript is spliced from 3 exons.